GAUUAACGGCGCUACCUUGUCUGAGGAAAUGAAGAAGGGGAGAGUCUUUGGUGGAGUGUCAAGUGGAAACUGACUCAUCAAUACACGGACUUGUGUUGCAGACCGCUGAUGUAACGGUCAUUGUGUAAUUUGCCAGACUGAAGACUGUGGCGCAUGCUUCCACACUGCACUACAUGUAACAGAACUUCAAACAAAGUUCCAAGUAAUGUCAUUGGAGAGGACUGCCCUUCUCAUGUCUCAACUUGUGAUCGCUGGUCGCAGGCAAUGAAUCUCACUCAAAAUCUGAACGAGUCCCUUGGUCAGCUCCAGGACAGUGAGUUUGCUGUGUUCAUCGGUGUCCUGCACAUCCUGACCAUUCUCCUGAUCAUCUUGGGCAACUCCCUGGUCAUUGAGGUCAUCGUCCACUCCCACAAGCUCCGUACCAUUACCAGUGGCCUGCUGCUCAACCUGGCAGUGUCGGACCUUGCAGCCGGCCUGCUGCUGCUCCCCUUUGCGGCCGGCUCCUGCCUGGGUACUGGCUGGGCCUAUGGGCAGGCCCUCUGUGUCCUCCUGGGCUUCCUCUACGCCCUCCUCUGCUCUGCCUCCACGUGGACCCUUGCCUGCAUCUCCCUGGAGCGGUUCAUCGCCAUCAACAGUCCCUUGAAAUACCACCAGCUGGUCAGCCGGAGACGGGCGAUCAUGGCAACUGCUUUGAUCUGGAUUGGGGCAACACUAAAUGCCUUGUUUCCCUUUGCUGAAGGAAACCAGGAGGCCUACACAUAUCUACCACAGUACACUUUCUGUCUGCUCAACUAUCAUAGCCACUUAGUAACAGCCAUCGUUCUGCCCCUUCUCGCGAUCUUCAUUCCUUUUGGCAUCAUGUGCUACACCUACGUGUCCAUCGGACGCAUUGCGUGCUCUCACGCAAAGAGGAAGAUUGUGGAGUGUAACAAGGACCACUGCAUGUUUGUUGCUCCUAAGACCAAGGAUUACCGAGCUGCAAAGAUACUUGCUGUCAUGGCAGGUGUGUUUCUCGUUUGCUGGAUCCCCUUCACCGUUCUCAGCCUUUGGCAGGCCACCACCCAGACUGACUUUCCCUUCAUCCUUACUGCCGUCUCCCUCUGGCUCACCUUCCUGAGCUCGGCCAUCAACCCUUGGCUGUACUCCCUGCUCAACCGGGCAUUCCGCCAGGUCCUGCGGAGUCAGGGCGUCCGAGCGCUGCAGGCGGUGCGCAUCCUGAGGAACAGGACGGAGACUGGCUUGGGCGAUUCGGGGAACGCGAGCAAGGUGCUGAACAACGUGAACCGUGUCACUGCAGAGAACCCAGCGUCUUGCGAGGACAUGCUGCUUGAGCGUCCUCACAGUGCCAUCACCCAUUGCAACACUGAGCCCGGAGGGGGUGAGGGCACUGCAGAGAUCCACUGUACAGGAAAUCUGCUUGAAACAUUGGCCAACACCACGUCAGGAACUCCAAUGCAGGACGAAAGUCUCUGAUUAUUUAACUUCACCUCUUCACAUCUCACAGGCCUCAAAACAACAGCUACAAUGAAUAUGUACAAGUAAAGCAUGAAAGUGAUAAUAUGACUUUCAUGGCUAUUUUAACAAAGAAGCAGCCAAUGACAAAUCGUCUUUUGUGCCUAUCCAAUGUUGAACAACAAUUACGGCAAAGACGGCAAAUCAGUAUUAAGCUUCUUUCCAAAAACCAUGGGUAAGUCAUAAAUGGAAGUCAGGCUGGGUUCCAUUUACUGGUAUUUUCACCAAUGAUACUUUGUACGAACCACAAUCUGUUUCCAACUGUCGCUGUGACUUCUAAAGUCUGUGGAAGAGCCAGAUGUCAACAAAAAACAGUUACUUCGCAGAGUGUUUCCUCAAUUUUAGCAUGAGAGAAUCUACUGCCCCUGCACAUGAUUGAUAAAAACGCUAUUAAAUAUUCCUGCCAAUGACUCCUGUGAUCCUACAUGUCCUAAUGUGGAAUUGAGAUGAACCCUGAUCUUGCUUGGCAAGUGUUCGUAUAAUACAUGCCUCGACCUUAGGCUUUUUAAUUAGCACAGACAAGUUACAGGUGUAACUUAUUUUCUUUACUAACCCGCAGGAACUUUCACGAGCCAACUGGACAUUGUUUAGCAAAACUAUGACCAACUUCUUUCCAAUUUAUUCUUUUCAACCUUUAAUGUGGAGUAAUGCUGUCUAUUUGAAAACUCACAAAUGGAGGAUUCAAAACUGAUACAAUUAAUAAUAAAAACAUGUACAAUCAAAAUUUACAAUGUUAUCAAAUUUUGUUUGUUCAUCUUUCCAUAUAAGGCAAACAACUGUUUCAAACAGAUAGGUGUUUCUUUUACGAGAACACUAGGCGUGUUAAAGAAUGUACAGUAUUGUACUAGCCUGCAGGACUUGUAUGCCGGUCAAGUGCCAAGGUCGAGGCCUCGUACAUGUAUAUAAUUCAUUAAACCAAAAUAGGAGUAAAUGAUCAUGCAUGUUUUCACUUGAUGGAACAGGUCAGCUCCACGCCACAGUAUUAGAGUACAUUAUCUAAUUGGGAUAUACCGGAAUACGGUAUCUAAUGCAGAACUGUCACUUAAUAAUUAGAGUAAAAUAUCUAACCCUAAUAUACCGAUAUACCGUACAGUAUCUAAUGCAGAACAGUCACUUCUUAACUCGCAUUCCAGUGAGAACAAUCCUAAAGGUGAAAUCCCAGACGGCAAUUUGAUAGAUUGCAUAGAUUAGAUUUUUGUGUGUGUGUGUGUGUUUUAUUUUUUUAGACCUUACUGUUUGAUGUGAUUUGUAUGAUUUGUAUGUGUGUGCGUGAUUGGCCAAAAAAGCCUACAGGACAUGCCCAGGGAAUCCUGGCCAUCCACGGCCAUCAAAAUAACUCAAACCAAACAACCCUACACAUACUCAAAAACCCCAUCAUGCUUGGUAAUUUUCCUCUGCAUAAGGAGAUAGGGUAUCUGCUCAACCAUGGCUAAUACGCUCAAUUAGCAGACCUUCUUUUGUUCAGCUGGGAUAAGUACUGGUUCACUGAGUGUCCUCCAGACACAUCUGGGUCAUGUGGUAUUCGAUUUAUGGCUUUAAUUUUGCCCUACUCUAUUAAAGUUUCAAGAAACAGAUCUAGGAGUGGUGAAACCUUGUCCGUCGUUGUUCCGAAUCAAACUGGAAUGCUCCUAUUUGUGGACAAUUCAAUGACUUUGUGGCCAUGCAAACAGCAUUUAAGUGUAGCCUUCUGGUAGCUGCAAUGAAGUUUUCGUCAACACAAUUUUCUGCAACUUUGUGUUCUUCCUCAAUGUGCAAC
Messenger RNA from Acanthaster planci (crown-of-thorns starfish), 3268 nucleotides. RefSeq names its product histamine H2 receptor-like. Lineage: Eukaryota; Metazoa; Echinodermata; Asteroidea; Valvatida; Acanthasteridae. Gene Ontology annotation, biological process: G protein-coupled receptor signaling pathway. Gene Ontology annotation, molecular function: G protein-coupled receptor activity. Gene Ontology annotation, cellular component: membrane. The record is from RefSeq and is a predicted model, not a curated record.